Messenger RNA from Oreochromis aureus, 4052 nucleotides. It is a transcript of the gene clcn7, whose product is annotated as chloride channel 7. Gene Ontology annotation, biological process: chloride transport; transmembrane transport. Bases 134 to 2533 code for a protein of 799 amino acids. The record is from RefSeq and is a predicted model, not a curated record. NCBI's taxonomy places the organism in Eukaryota, Metazoa, Chordata, Actinopteri, Cichliformes, Cichlidae. The transcript has 25 exons. Gene Ontology annotation, molecular function: voltage-gated chloride channel activity. Gene Ontology annotation, cellular component: lysosomal membrane; intracellular membrane-bounded organelle.
CGAACCUUACAAAGCGUCACGAGUUGCAAGAAUGAUCAUGGGGAGUUGAGAGAGAAUAACAGUUGUUAGCCAACGACGGCUGAAGUUAAUGAAGCAAACUAUUGACAGCUCGGCGAAUUAGAGGGGAGCCACCAUGGCUAACAUCACCAAGAAAGUGUCGUGGUCCAGCCGGGGCGACGACUCCGGUUUGGCCGGGGAGGGGACACCGUUACUCAACGGCACCGAGAUACCGAAACCCUCCAGACAGCUGUCCGGAUCAGGCAGUGUAUUUCGGAUAGGCAGAUUCAGCACGGUGGAUUUGGAAGAUGAUAUAACAUCAGAAGAGGACCCUAUUAGGGGCCGACCUAAAGAGAUCCCACACAACGAGAAGCUGCUGUCACUUAAAUAUGAGAGUCUGGAUUAUGACAACAUUGAAAAUCAGCUCUUUCUUGAAGAGGAGAGAAGAAUGAGUCACAUGGGUUUCCGCUGUCUGGAGAUCAGUCGUUGGGUAAUCUGCGGUCUGAUUGGCAUUCUAACGGGUCUCAUUGCCUGUUUUAUAGACAUUAUGGUGGAGAAACUGGCUGGGUGCAAGUAUCAAGUCAUUAAAGAGAACAUUGAAAAGUUUACAGAGGUGGGUGGGCUGUCUAUUUCUCUCAUCCUCUGGGCCGUUCUCAACUGUGCCUUCGUCCUGGUGGGGGGCAUCAUGGUUGCGUAUUUUGAGCCAAUAGCAGCUGGAAGUGGUAUUCCUCAGAUAAAAUGUUACCUAAAUGGAGUCAAGAUUCCCAGGGUAGUACGGCUCAAGACGCUGUUGGUGAAAGUGUUGGGUGUUAUCUGUUCAGUAGCUGGUGGUCUUGCUGUUGGAAAGGAAGGUCCCAUGAUUCACUCUGGUGCUGUUGUAGCUGCGGGAGUCUCACAGGGCAGAAGCACCUCCUUAAAACGGGACUUCAAGAUGUUUGAAUACUUCCGGAGAGACACAGAAAAGAGGGACUUUGUUUCUGCUGGAGCUGCUGCUGGAGUUUCUGCUGCUUUUGGGGCACCAGUUGGCGGAGUUUUGUUCUCUCUAGAGGAGGGAGCUUCUUUCUGGAACCAGAUGCUCACAUGGAGAAUAUUCUUUGCCUCCAUGAUCUCCACCUUCACACUGAACUUCUUCCUUAGUAUCUAUCAUGGCAAACCAGGAGACCUUUCCAAUCCAGGUCUCAUCAACUUUGGACGCUUUGAAAGUGAUAGUGUGGCCUAUUACUACUACGAGUUACCUUUGUUUAUGGGUAUGGGAGCUAUAGGUGGGUUGUUGGGAGCGCUCUUUAAUUCAAUCAACUAUUGGCUGACUAUCUUCAGGAUCAGGUAUGUGCAUCGACCAUGUUUGCAAGUGAUGGAGGCCUUGUUGGUGGCUGCUGUGACCGCAACGGUGUCAUUCACCAUGAUUUAUUUUUCCAACGACUGUCAGCCUCUGGGGCCCGAGCACAAUGAGGAGUACCCACUGCAGUUGUUUUGUGCAGAUGGGGAGUAUAAUUCCAUGGCUACAGCAUUUUUUAACACUCCUGAGAGAAGCGUUCGUAGUCUUUUCCACAAUCAGCCAGGAAGUUACAACCCUCUGACGCUGGGUUUGUUUACUCUGACCUAUUUCUUCCUGGCGUGUUGGACCUACGGCCUGGCUGUGUCUGCUGGUGUCUUCAUCCCGUCUCUUCUAAUAGGAGCAGCUUGGGGGAGGCUGUGUGGGAUACUGCUUGCCUCUUUCACUCCCACUAGCCCGAUUUGGGCUGAUCCUGGUAAAUAUGCUUUGAUUGGAGCUGCAGCGCAGUUAGGUGGCAUUGUGAGAAUGACUCUCAGUUUGACUGUCAUCAUGGUGGAGGCAACAGGAAACGUCACGUACGGCCUUCCCAUCAUGCUCGUUCUCAUGACUGCCAAAAUAGUGGGAGACUACUUUCAGGAGGGUUUAUACGACAUUCACAUCAAGCUGCAGAGUGUUCCCUUCCUGCACUGGGAGGCUCCCGCCACCUCCCACUGGCUGACUGCCAGAGAGGUGAUGAGUUCUCCAGUCACCUGCUUCAACCGGAUAGAGAAGGUGGGAACAAUCGUGGACGUCCUUAGCAACACAUCAACAAAUCACAACGGCUUCCCUGUUGUCGUGCAGGUUUUGGAUAGUGAUGAGCCAGCAAAACUCUGCGGUCUCAUCCUGCGCUCUCAGCUGAUUGUUCUUCUCAAGCACAAGGUGUUUGUGGAGUUGGCCCGGUCCCGGCUGUCUCAGAGGAAGCUCCAGCUGAAAGACUUCAGGGACGCCUACCCCCGCUUUCCCCCAAUUCAAAGCAUCCACGUCUCCCAGGAUGAGAGAGAAUGCAUGAUGGACCUCACUGAGUUUAUGAAUGCAACACCUUACACUGUACCACAGGAUACAUCACUCCCUCGCGUGUUUAAGCUGUUCAGAGCACUAGGACUGAGACACCUGGUGGUGGUAGAUGAUGAGAACAGGGUGAUUGGACUGGUGACAAGGAAGGACUUGGCCAGAUAUCAUCUGGGCAAACAUGGGCUGGAGGAGCUGCAGCUUGCCCAGACAUAGUGUACCCACAUACACACGCCCAUAGACUGACCACAUGUUGCCUCAGAAGCUGUUGACCAUCAGUUUGGCAGCCCAGAAGGACGCCUUCAAGGGCUAAAGAUCUGUCUCUCUCUUUUUUUUUUUUUUUUUUUUUUUUUUUUUUUUGAAGAAUUCUAGAAAACAUCCACUCCUCUGUUAAUGCUGAAUGUCGGCAUUUGCUUCUAAAGGAUUCAGAUGAAUAGUAUUUCCAGGAUAAUUCCAGAAACUGUAUUUUAUUUAAUUAUUCACCAGAUUUUUGCGCUGAGGCAACAAAUGAUGCUUGACUUUCUUGUCUUUGUUCUUAUUUGUUUGGUUGUUUAGUUGUUUUUCCACACACUUUUACAGAGUUUUACACACACACACACACACACACACACACACACACACACACACACACACACACACACACACACACACACACACACACACACGUCUGUGGCCCCAAAUAAAGUUGGACUGGAUCAGUUAGAAUGAAAGUCAAAUUGCUUAUAUUCUAAACAAAGCUGUUUAAUUUUUGUUAAUAUUUAAAUCGGUGAUGGAUGAAGUGAAUCACUCAUCUCAGCAGCGUUGUGCUGGGAAACCUUGGAUCCUGGGUUUUAUGCAGAAGUAAUCUUGACACGGACCACCUACCCAAACACUGUUGCAGACUGAGCACACCCCCUCAUUGUAACAGACCCCGACUACAUGGAAAAAAUACUCAUGAGCAGCAUGAUAAAUAACCCGAGGUGUUGACCCAGCCUCCAAAUUUCCAAGUUUUUAAUCCAGUCAAGGAUCCAUGGAACGCAUCGGAUCACCCCUGAGGACCCAUUCCCCAACCAUCAGCUCCCAAAGGAUCUUCCUAGUGCAUUUCUACUGUUGUCAGUCCCAUUCUGCCUCCCUACUUUCAUAAACUGUUAAAUGUUAGUUCCUUCAUGAGGUGGUGUAGCUGGAUGCUGUGGAAAUGCAGGUGUACAGGGUGGUGACUUGCUUCAGAUUGGGUUAGACGGGUGUUUUAUAUUCCUGCUGCUGAGCUACAAGAUGCUUUGAAGCGUUUUGCUUUGAAACUGAUUUUGAGUUGUCGUGUUCAAGAGCUGGUAAAGCACAGUUACCGACCACUGAAGGUUUGCAAUGAUAUCUGUGCUUGUGUAGUUUUGCACUGAAAGACUGCUGUUAUUUAUUGUACUACUUAGAUUGGUACUCAAAGGUACUUUUUCCACCUCUGAAGGUUUGCACUUUGACCUGCUACUGAAGACUUUGUUCCCACGAGUGUCCCUAUUGGAGCUCUCUAUGAAUGUAAACAAUAGUGUGCCACAUAUCUUUGCUACCCUGACAACACAGUUUUCCUAUUGAUUGUAAUUGUGUCUGUUUGUAUUUCUAACAUUUCAGUCAGCAGUGUUAUCGAUUUCUUUGGGCUCUUAUUGUUUUUACCCUUCCAGAUGUAAACAUGAAAAUGUUCUAUUUUAUAACCACUGGAUAAACCUUUUUGUGAAUGAAUAAAAUUUUAACUAUUAUCAUACAACUC